AUGUCUACUUAUUUCCCGAAGUCUCUGAAAAAUAAGGCCAAGAGCACAUUUUUGUUAUCUAGAAAUUCCAUAUUUCCACCUAGUAGAAGACCUGAAAAAUGGCUUUAUGACUCACUUAAAACACACCCUACUUUGAACAGGGGUUACCCUGUUUUUGACACUAUAUUUGACACACUUAACCAGAAGGCGAGCGGUUUGAGGCGUUAUAGGCCAAAGGAGGAGAAGAUUCCGGUUAAAAAGGACUACGAUUUAACAAAUCAACAUGAGAUGAAUCAUAGGUUCCGGUUUGAGCUUAAUGGCGUUUUCAACGAAAAGAAGUUUGAAACUGAAUUACAAUCUUACUGCAACCAAUUAUUUCUAGUUGGUUGGAUUAAGUGUAGGAAAAAGUUCGCAAUUGGUCAUGGGAAUGUUAUCGCAACUACUCAGAUGAAACGUUGGAUGGAGAUCCAUGGCUCCGAUAACGCCAAAUUCAGUCGUGUUUUCUUCCAUGAUGAGAAUUACUCUAUUCCAAAACUAGAUUACAGUCACCUCACUGUUGUUAAGGAUUACAGGAAACCUUUGAAGAAGUUACAACAUGAGCGUAAUAUUGCUCUCAACAGGCUCUCCAUUCUCUCUUCCUUAACUUAA
Messenger RNA from Theileria annulata, 627 nucleotides. RefSeq lists its product as uncharacterized. Lineage: Eukaryota; Apicomplexa; Aconoidasida; Piroplasmida; Theileriidae. The transcript is spliced from 4 exons. Bases 1 to 627 code for a protein of 208 amino acids. The record is from RefSeq and is a predicted model, not a curated record.